Messenger RNA from Dunckerocampus dactyliophorus (ringed pipefish), 4906 nucleotides. RefSeq lists its product as uncharacterized. NCBI's taxonomy places the organism in Eukaryota, Metazoa, Chordata, Actinopteri, Syngnathiformes, Syngnathidae. The transcript is spliced from 2 exons. The record is from RefSeq and is a predicted model, not a curated record. The coding region runs from base 326 to 2650 and encodes 774 amino acids.
UUGUUACUCACGCAGGUACCUCCGAGUUUGUGACCCUCGAUUACGGCGGCGGUGGCGCCCAGCUCCGCCGCCCUCCGUGCCCCGGCCAGACCCCCGGAGCCGCCGCCGAUCACCAGAAAGUCGAACCGGGUCACCCCUGUUGUUGUUGUUGCCAUACUGCGACGGAUCACCCGGAAAGACGAGGAAGGUCGAUGUCUGGUGACGGAUGAGAAGUAGAAUACAAGAGCGCAUCAUUCUCCAGCAGACAACAAGCAGAAUCUGAUGUGUACUGUGAUGUGAAGCUGUGGAAGUGGUGGAGCUGCUGCUGCCAGGUGACCCCCUAAACAUGAAGCCCGUCACCUAUCAAAGCUUCCCCACCUUGGUGUACGGCGCGCAACCGCCGGUCCUGGUCCAUUCAAUAAACUCCUCUGUGAUGGCACGCUGCGACAAAUGUGGAUUUGCGUCGUCGGAUGUAGAGCUGUUCAAGAGACACGUGCUUGAGCACACGGCGGCGAAACCGCACUACUCUUUUUGCCAGAAGACUAUGUUCAGCAAGGAGGAGCUGGACGCCCAUCUGCAGCAACAUAUCAAGCACAGGUUCACCUGCCCCCACUGUGGACAGAGCUAUAUGAGGAAUCGCUGCAUGUUGAAACACAUUGAGCGUGUGCAUAAUAAAAACAGUGGUCAAGGACAUGGCAUGACUAAAAAUCCACAGGUCUCCAAUACCUUACCCAGCGCAGAACCGUCAACACGACAGCCAGUUGGAGUGAACGUGCCAACCCUCAACACACAUGCCGUCAGACUGAACAAAGACGCACAGAUUACUAGGACAGUGAACACAAAGGUCAUUAAUCAUCCAAAUGGUGUUUCAAAUAAUGUUACUAAUCACAACAGGGCUUUGACGGUUUCGCUCCCUGAUGAAGUUUCUAUCCCACCUGGCUGUCUGGUGGAACUUGUAGAAGUGAAAACUGUCAAUGGGUCAAAGGAGCUAAAACUGAGGCUGGUCUCUCAACAAGAAAACGAGUCAGUCAGGAAAGACACCAGGACAGCAGUUGAACAAAACCUCACAGCGGGGACGACCUUAGCGCCCAAAUUGAAUCCUCCAAAUGCGACAAAUUCGAGAAACAUGGGGAUGUGCUUUGUGAGCAAGAAGCAGUUUGAAACAAGGGUGGCAUGUCCACAACGUUCCGCUGUAAUCCCUGUCAGCACUUCCAAAAGCCUUGUCUCGAACCAAGCACCGAUGAAGAGGACAUCGCAGGAAGUCAUUAACCUGGCCGACUGCCCCAACAAGGUUUCCAAAAUGCUCCACAAUCCCAUAAGAGAAAGGAUGGAAAUCCCGAAUACGUGGAACAGACCUGUCCCCAAUAGAGUGAAACCUGACGCCGUCAUCUUCACCAGCCAGGCCAGCAGGGUGGCGCGCCUCCCACACCUAGAAAAAAAGGGAUUGUGUGUUUCUCAGCAAAAACCAGAUGAAAGGCUACCAAGUAUUCCAGAGCGUCAAAAGAGUAUUCCCGUCACAAAAGCAGUCAUGACAGAAAGUUCCUUUCGAGACCUGUUGACGUCUGUUAAAGUUGAGCCCGAUGUAGUUAAUCUCCGUGAGAACUCCUCCAAAAUCAAGAAUACUCCAGCAGGGAUCAACGUGGAAAAUCAGAAAUCGACCUCCUUGAAUGUUUCUUCAGGUGCAACUGUCCGAGUGGCACCUCCAACGACCAAGCUUGGCCAGAAGCUUGGCCAGGACAGCGCUACUCCUCAGAUGUCUUUCCCAGUUCCCUCCACUUUGCGACAGAUGCUCAACGAGUCCUCAUCUGUCAAAGCGUCCAUCGCUUCCUCUCGCUCCAAGUCCAGCUGUCCAACUUGGCCACAAGGUGUCCGCUCCAUGGAGAAAGCGCCAGAGCCUAAGAGCUUCCCCGUCAUCUCCUCCGUGUUUUCGCUGAGCCAACAACCAGAAGAGGGUCAGGGCACCAUGCAGCCGCUGGUCAUGGCUUUGCGGGGCAUCGACAUGGACAAACUCCACAACACCGAGAGCUUGAAUCCAGCUGUCGACAUUCGAGAUCGGUUAGCAGCACAGGUGGCCUGUGGCCCUGUGAAAGUGGAAGGGCAUGACAAAAUGAUUGAACACCUGCCUGUCCCGGCCCGGAAUGACAUUAAGGAGGAGGACAAAAACAAUGCAAAGUGGGAGAAAAACAGCAUGACACAGACAGAGCAAGAUGUUCCGUGCUUGGAAUCCAAAAACAAAAAGUCAGUUUGUAAUAACGAGUCGUAUGCGGUGUCGUCUUCUGCUGUUGUGAAUCCUGUAUAUGACAUUUCAAAAUUCCUAACUGUAUCUUUGAUGAGAGUGGACGAAUGCGGUGCGUGGAUGAGCAGCGGGAAUGAGCCGGAACCCGCAGCGUCAAAAUGCGACCCCCCGACGUCUGCACCGAGCGUCCGCACGGAGAUCCAACUAAUGCCGCUCAAGGUGGACCAACUGGUGACGUGGCCGGGCCCGGAUCAGCCCGUGGUCAUCCUCAAUCACCCUAAACCACGGUCUCCCGUCCAGGAGACUGUCGACAAAGUUACUGACACCGGAAGCCCAGAGAAGCCUGCAAAGUGCCAAAUACUAAAGAUGAGGCUGAGCAAAGUGAUGGGACAGAAAUAUGAGGUCAUGGGAUGCACUGUCAGGGUCUCCCCAUGAUGCUCACACAUGAUAAAUAAUCGUGUACAAAUUUGCAGUAUUUACAAUGAAGACCACAGAACUAUUUUAGAUAUAAGAUCUGAAAAACAUUCACUACUGUACAAUUAUGGACAUUUUUGUACAAUUCUUACUUUCUAAUGUGUGCUUUUAAUUAUCAACGACAUUGGUGUUAGUAGCUGUGCAGGAAGCCGGAGAGUGAUUCUGUUUCCAAAGUACAAGCAAGAACACAACAGAGCAUUUAAUUCAAACAUUUUUAAAGCCUUACUAGCGACUCGUAGCAUAGAUGGAUGGAUGUAGGUAGUGUUGUACAGUCAGUAGCUGCAAAUUACAUUUAUUGUUCGAAGUGGGAGGAUUAUAUUGAAAAGAGGAGAGAUACACAGUAUGAUAGAUAUCAGUGUGCCAAGUUUACGUUGUAUUUUUUUUAAACAUCUCAAAGUUUAAGUUUCACUCCCACUUUUCACAUUUUUUUCAUCCAAUUCGAACUGCCGCCCUCUGUUUUUUUUACACUUAAUCACUGCUGUGCCAUAUAAUAGAGCAUAUAACUUUCAAAGAUUUCAAAGAACAGCUGGAUGGAGACCUUAGCUCAGAACAAGAAAGCAUAUUAACCUCUGGUGGCAUUGUGCUUUAUCAUGCACAGUUGUGACUAUUUACUGCAAAUAGUCGUCAGUAAUGUUGAGUAAUAACCACAUUAUUAGCAGCUGUGGUACAUUUCGGAAAGAAAUGUACAGGAAUAGCAAAAUGCAUCCCAGGGGUGCCUUAUAUCUAUUUUUUUUUGCUGCAGGUUUGUGCUUAUGUAGUGGUAAAAUCAAAAAGAACAUUGUGUCACAAAUGCCCGCAUAGCCCCAUAUAAGAUGAUGAACUGAACUCCAUAUUUCAAUGCAAGUAAAGGACAGUCGCUAUUUGAGAGAGGUUCUAAUCAAGACACUUGAUCCCAGAGAAAAAGUAUUAAUUUCUGUGAAGGCAUCGCAGCAUGUCAUGCACUGCCCAAACUAUUCCACCACCUUUUACUGCAAAUUGUCCAAAACAAAACAAGUCCCAGUUUUUAGUAAUAGACUAGUUGUUUUACAUUUUUUUCCAUCCAGAUAAAGAAAAAAACGUGUCACUAAUGUCUCCAUACCUCAGAAUCAUUUAUUUGUAUUGAGGCCACAUAUGGCCUGUGUUUCCAAAAUCUGUCAUUGUGAAUAUUGACACAAAUGAAUACAAGAAAUGGCUAAAGCGUCCUGCUUUGUGUAAAUACAAAAAAAAAGCUUGUUACUGUAUUGAGGAGGAUAGUUUUUACCCACUUGAAAAGGAGCACCUGAAUGCACCAUCUGUGUUGUGUUUUCAAGGCUUGGCAGCUUCAAUUUGGGUCAGAACAGGAGAACAUUUCAAUUCAGUUUUAUUUGUUCUGUACGCGCUUUUGCGUUGCUUAGUUAACAUGUGUUUUUAAUGUAAUACCACUGUUAGAAUUAUGCUAGGAAAAAAGUUUGAAUGCUUAAAAAGUAGGCUCUUUUGGUUGAUUUUUAGUUUGUUGCCAAUGUGUAUAUAAUGUAGAUUUCUGUCUCUUGCCAUUUUAUUUUUGUAUAUGUAAAGUUAUACUUACCAGUCACAACAUUAGAUACACCUGCACAAUACAGGGGUGACCAAACUUUUUCCAACCACCCAGGGCCGCAUCCAGAAACCUGGAUUCAUUUUGUACAUAAAAAAUGCUAAAACCACUCCAGUGUAGGUCAAUAUAUGCUCAAUUUGAACAAAACAUUGACAUUGUAGAUUUUGUCUUAUAGGUGAUAACGUUAAUAUUUUUCAGACUAUGACAAGGGACACACUUUGGACACCCCUCAUCUAAUACAGUACUGUCAAAAAUUAUUUUUACACAUUUCCUGUGAAAUGUUCUAGCUUGGUAAUAACACAGCAGCGUGUCAAAUAUUGUGGUUGCAGUUUUGCACAACUGCGUGUUACAGCUCUUGCAUCAGAUGCCAUUGUGCAGUUGUAGCUAAUGAGUAUCCUGUGAGGCUCUCAAGUAAGAAAAUUGAAUGGAGCUCAACCCUGCUGAGAGAAUAUUUCAGCUUCUUCCAUCCCAACAGAAGAAAUGUGCUUGAAUGUCCUGUGUGGACUUUCAAAAGGGCCAUGACUUUGCAAAAGUGUUUUUUAAAUGUUUUACUUUUGCCUUUUUCAACACCAGUGUCCUCAGUGUUCCUUAUCAUUGCACCGUGUUUUUAUAUUAUUACUGUAGUUUUUUUUCUAUUAAAACUGUGUUCAUGAUGGUCAUGACCUUAA